CACCCCGAGACUGCGCACUGCUGAACUGAUCGUUCUUCUGCGAAUUCAUGAUACGUAUCCGACAUUAAACGCGAAUUUAACUUCACUUCUGGCUGUUCGUGUGUUAUAAUUGAACGCCAUGUCCUACAACUACGUGGUGACGGCGCAAAAGCCCACGGCUGUGAACGCGUGUAUCACGGGUCACUUCACAUCAGCUGAGGAUCUGAACCUGUUGAUAGCGAAGAACACACGUCUGGAGAUCUAUGUGGUCACCGCUGAGGGUCUGCGGCCUGUCAAGGAGGUCGGCAUGUACGGCAAGAUCGCAGUCAUGGAGCUCUUCAGACCAAAGGGCGAGAGUAAAGAUCUUUUGUUCAUUUUGACUGCCAAAUACAACGCCUGCAUCCUGGAGUACAAGCAGAAUGGAGAUAGUAUCGAUAUCAUCACCCGCGCUCAUGGCAAUGUUCAGGACCGGAUUGGGCGUCCAUCAGAGACCGGGAUCAUUGGUAUAGUGGAUCCAGAAUGUCGGAUGAUCGGCUUGCGGCUCUAUGACGGCCUAUUUAAGGUCAUCCCACUGGAUCGUGACAACCGUGAGCUGAAAGCAUUCAACAUCCGGCUGGAGGAGCUACAGGUCAUAGAUGUACAGUUCCUGUACGGCUGUCAGGCGCCCACAGUCUGCUUUAUAUACCAGGAUCCUCAGGGCAGGCAUGUGAAGACGUACGAGGUCUCUCUCAGGGAGAAAGAAUUUAACAAAGGGCCCUGGAAACAGGAAAAUGUGGAAGCGGAAGCAUCAAUGGUCAUUCCAGUCCCUGAGCCGUUUGGUGGUGCUAUAAUUAUUGGACAGGAGUCAAUCACUUAUCAUAAUGGAGACAAAUACUUAGCCAUCGCUCCACCUACUAUUAAGCAAAGCACCAUUGUUUGUCAUAACCGUGUGGAUCCCAAUGGCUCGCGGUACCUGCUGGGAGAUAUGGAGGGCAGACUCUUCAUGCUGCUGUUGGAGAAAGAAGAGUUGAUGGAUGGAGCUGUAGUGCUUAAAGACCUGCGAGUCGAGCUUUUAGGAGAGACCUCUAUCGCUGAGUGUCUGACAUACUUGGAUAAUGGUGUGGUGUUUGUGGGUUCGAGGCUUGGAGAUUCUCAGUUAGUUAAGCUGAGUGUGGACAGUAACGACCAAGGUUCCUAUGUGGCUGUCAUGGAGACCUUCACUAACCUGGGACCCAUAGUGGACAUGUGCGUGGUGGACCUUGAAAGACAAGGACAAGGCCAGUUGGUGACCUGCUCCGGAGCGUUUAAGGAAGGCUCGCUGAGGAUUAUUCGCAACGGCAUAGGAAUCCAUGAGCACGCCAGCAUCGACCUGCCUGGAAUCAAAGGACUGUGGCCUCUUCGCUCAGAGUCAGGCAGAGACACUGAUGACAUGCUCGUCCUGUCUUUUGUGGGUCAGACCAGAGUGCUGAUGUUGAGUGGAGAGGAGGUGGAGGAGACUGAACUUCCAGGGUUUGUGGAUAAUCAGCAGACGUUCUUCUGUGGGAAUGUAGCACACCAGCAGCUCAUACAGAUCACGUCGGUGUCUGUGCGGCUGGUCACUCAGGACACGAAGGCUCUGGUGAGCGAGUGGAAAGAGCCUCAGGGCAGGAACAUCAGCGUGGCGUCCUGUAACAGCACACAGGUGGUGCUGGCCGUGGGCCGGGUCCUCUAUUAUCUUCAGAUACUAACAGGAGAACUCAAACAGAUCAGCUCUACAGAGAUGGAGCAUGAGGUGGCGUGUUUGGACAUCACUCCUCUGGGUGACAGCGGAGGAGAGUCCCACAUUUGUGCUGUGGGCCUUUGGACGGACAUCUCGGCACGUCUGCUCAAGUUACCCUGCUUCAGCCCGCUGCAUAAAGAGAUGUUGGGUGGAGAGAUCAUACCUCGCUCUAUCCUCAUGACCACAUUUGAGGGCAGUCAUUACCUGCUGUGCGCUCUGGGAGACGGGGCACUCUUUUACUUUGGAUUGGACAUUCAGACAGGUGUUCUAAGUGAACGGAAGAAAGUGACUCUCGGCACACAGCCAACGGUUCUGCGCACGUUUCGCUCUCUCUCCACAUCCAAUGUGUUUGCCUGUUCAGACAGACCCACCGUCAUCUACUCCAGUAACCACAAGUUGGUCUUUUCUAAUGUCAAUCUAAAGGAGGUGAACUACAUGUGCCCGCUCAACUCUGAGGGCUACCCUGACAGUUUGGCUCUGGCCAAUAACAGCACUCUGACCAUCGGCACCAUUGAUGAGAUCCAGAAACUCCACAUCCGAACUGUUCCUCUCUACGAGUCACCCAAGCGGAUCUGUUAUCAGGAGGUGUCUCAAUGUUUUGGAGUUUUGUCCAGCAGAGUAGAAAUGCAGGACGCCAGUGGAACCACAGCAGCCAUGCGGCCCAGCGCUAGUACACAGGCAUUGUCCAGCAGCAUGAGCUCCAGUAAACUGUUUCCAAGCAGCACUGCUCCUCAUGAAACGUCUUUUGGAGAGGAAGUGGAGGUUCACAGUUUACUGGUGGUUGAUCAGCACACAUUUGAGGUGCUGCAUGGGCAUCAGUUCCUACAGAAUGAAUACGCUCUGAGCAUGGUCUCCUGUAAGCUGGGGAGAGAUCCUGCUGUUUAUUUCAUAGUUGGCACAGCAAUGGUGUAUCCAGAGGAGGCGGAGCCUAAACAGGGCCGCAUCAUCGUCUUUCACUAUACAGACGGUAAACUGCAAACAGUUGCGGAGAAGGAGGUGAAAGGAGCCGUUUACUCAAUGGUGGAGUUUAAUGGCAAACUGCUGGCCAGCAUCAACAGCACGGUGCGUCUGUACGAGUGGACAGCAGAGAAGGAACUGCGCACUGAGUGUAAUCACUAUAAUAACAUCAUGGCCCUGUAUCUGAAGACUAAAGGAGAUUUCAUACUGGUGGGCGACCUGAUGCGCUCCGUGCUGCUGCUGGCCUAUAAACCCAUGGAGGGAAGCUUUGAGGAGAUUGCACGUGACUUUAAUCCAAAUUGGAUGAGUGCUGUUGAAAUCUUGGAUGAUGACAACUUCCUUGGAGCAGAGAAUGCAUUCAACUUGUUUGUCUGCCAAAAAGACAGUGCGGCAACUACAGAUGAGGAGAGACAGCACCUGCAGGAGGUCGGCUUGUUUCAUCUGGGAGAGUUUGUCAAUGUGUUUUCACAUGGAUCUCUGGUUCUACAGAACCUGGGCGAGAGCUCUACUCCUACCCAGGGUUCUGUGCUCUUCGGCACUGUUAACGGAAUGAUUGGUUUGGUGACGUCACUUUCAGAGAGCUGGUACAGUUUACUGCUAGACCUCCAGAACAGACUCAACAAGGUCAUCAAGAGUGUUGGCAAGAUUGAGCACAGCUUUUGGAGGUCAUUCCAUACAGAGCGCAAGACUGAGCAAGCCACAGGGUUCAUAGAUGGAGAUCUUAUUGAGAGCUUCCUGGAUUUGGGUCGUGCCAAGAUGCAAGAGGUGGUCAGCACACUGCAGAUUGAUGACGGUAGUGGAAUGAAGCGGGAAGCUACGGUGGACGAGGUCAUUAAGAUUGUAGAGGAGCUCACGCGGAUCCACUAACCUGCCAGAGCGUCACAGAUCUGUACAUAACUAUAAAUAAAUCAGAGAAUGUGAUGGGUGUGCGUUCGCUUCUCCAUGAAUUCUCCCGUCACAGCUCACACACCAAGCACAUUUGUGUUGUUUGUUGUAUGAGCAUCAAGAUAUUGAGUCGAGGGAAUAUCCUCAUUGUCAGCACUGUUGUGAUUUUCAGUAGUUUUAGUGAAGCGUUUGUCAUUAUGUUUCUCUGUUCGUUUAUUUUAAUAAAGUUUGCUUCAAUACA
Triplophysa dalaica is the source of this 3800-nucleotide messenger RNA. It is a transcript of the gene ddb1, whose product is annotated as damage-specific DNA binding protein 1. Bases 119 to 3541 code for a protein of 1140 amino acids. The transcript has 27 exons. Gene Ontology annotation, biological process: DNA repair; proteasome-mediated ubiquitin-dependent protein catabolic process. Gene Ontology annotation, molecular function: nucleic acid binding; protein binding. Lineage: Eukaryota; Metazoa; Chordata; Actinopteri; Cypriniformes; Nemacheilidae. Gene Ontology annotation, cellular component: nucleus; site of double-strand break. The record is from RefSeq and is a predicted model, not a curated record.